Molecule: messenger RNA, 1802 nt
Organism: Selaginella moellendorffii
Lineage: Eukaryota; Viridiplantae; Streptophyta; Lycopodiopsida; Selaginellales; Selaginellaceae
Product: coatomer subunit delta-2
Exons: 11
Coding region: 142-1665 (507 amino acids)
Biological process (GO): retrograde vesicle-mediated transport, Golgi to endoplasmic reticulum; Golgi localization; endoplasmic reticulum to Golgi vesicle-mediated transport
Cellular component (GO): COPI vesicle coat; cytosol
Source: RefSeq, a predicted model, not a curated record
UAGGGUUUGGGGUUUUCUGGCAGUCGGAGCUCGAGCUGCUGCCGGUGGCGGAUCUGUGGCGCCCGACGCUGCGAGCAGCGGAAUGCGAAGGCGCCUAGCGUAGAUCUGACUCACCGGCUCUAGAUCUCGACGAAAAGCAAAAUGGUAGUUCUAGCGUCCUCCAUUAUCAACAAGAGCGGGAAAGCGCUCGUUUCCCGGCAGUUUGUAGACAUGACUAGAAUACGAAUCGAGGGCCUCCUCGCUGCGUUUCCCAAGCUCGUUGGCUCUGGCAAGCAGCACACAUAUGUGGAGACUGAAAACGUCCGGUAUGUCUAUCAGCCCAUGGAAUCCUUGUAUUUGAUCCUCGUCACCAACAAGCAAAGCAACAUUCUAGAGGACCUAGAAACACUCCGGCUUCUCUCUAAACUGAUUCCUGAGUACUGCACGUCUCUCGAAGAGGAGUCCGUUUGCAAGAAUGGUUUUAAGCUUAUCUUUGCGUUCGAUGAGGUGAUAUGCCAGGGUCACAAGGAAGCCGUCUCGGCUUCUCAAGUAAAGGAAUAUAUGGAAAUGGAUAGUCAGGAGGAAAGGAUGCAUAGGAUGAUGAUGCAGACUAAGAUCAACGAGACUAAAGAUUUGAUGAAGAAGAAAGCGAACGAGAUUGACAAAAGCAAGCUGGAUAAAACAAGACCAGACAGAAGCGGAAUCAUAUCUGUGCCUAUCAGCUUCGACAAUGGGUAUGAUCUUCCCUCGACUGGAAGAAGCAAUGGAACUUUUGUGGCGGAUGAAAGCAAGUCUAAAGGCCGUCCUACAACAGCGGCAGCUGGUUCUAGCAAAAAGGGAAUGCAGCUGGGCAAGGGACAGAAAACCAGCCGAAUCAUAGAGUCUCUCAAGGCCGAAGGAGAGGACAUCGUCGAAGAUGUUCAAGCUGCUGCCGUGGUAGGCUUGACAGCAAGUGUACCCACGGAUCCCAUCGCCGUUCUAGUCGAGGAGAAGAUCACCGUCCAGUGUAAACGAGAUGGUGGCUUGGAGUCGUUCGACAUACAAGGCACAUUGUCUCUUGUGGUCCAGAACAGAGACGACGCCUUCAUUCGUGUCCAGGUUGAAAACGGAGCCAACGAUGGAGUUCAAUUCAAACCUCAUCCCAACAUUGACAAAGAUUUGUUUGCAAGAGAGAGCAUUUUGGGCCUAAAAGAUUCCCGUCGGCCAUUUCCAACUGGAACUCCAACAGGGAUUCUAAAGUGGCGCAUGACAAGCAAAGACGAGUCUUUAAUUCCUUUGAACAUUAACUGCUGGCCUUCAAUCUCCGGGGGCGAAACGUACGUGAGCAUCGAGUAUGAGGCGUCGCAGAGGUUCGAGCUUCAAAAUGUGAAGAUUACGAUACCUCUACCCGCUCUCCGUGAUCCUCCGACAGUCAAUCAAGUGGACGGAGAAUGGAGGUACGACUCAAGACGAUCAGUUCUGGAGUGGUCGGUAGUCUUGAUUGACAACAGCAAUAGGAAUGGAGCGAUGGAAUUCGUGGUCCCGGCAGCCGACGCGUCGGUGUUCUUCCCGAUUGACGUCAAGUUCACUGCCACAAAAACAUUCUGUGAUCUCAAGGUUGUGAGCGUUCUUCAGGUGGAUGGAGGCAACAGCGUGAGAUUCGCCGGAAGCACGCAACUCCUAGCGGAUAGCUAUCAAGUGGUAUAGCACCGGAAGACGAUCGAGAAGACGAGGUGUCAGGAGAUUUUGAUUGGAAAGAAAACUUAGUUACUCUAUUCAUAUCAAAUAGCGUGCUAAACUUUGGACUAAAGGAUGAGCAAAAACAAGCAUUGCAUAAAACUCUC